Molecule: messenger RNA, 1219 nt
Organism: Panicum virgatum (switchgrass)
Lineage: Eukaryota; Viridiplantae; Streptophyta; Magnoliopsida; Poales; Poaceae
Product: plastid division protein PDV2
Exons: 2
Coding region: 82-975 (297 amino acids)
Biological process (GO): chloroplast fission
Source: RefSeq, a predicted model, not a curated record
GCACAUCACCACUGGCCAGCCGCUGCUUCCAGCUGCGGUUUUGCUAGGGUUUUGUCAGUCCCUGUGUCGGCAUCGGCGGACAUGGAGGGGGAGGAAAUUGGCCUCGUCCUCGCCCGCGCCUCGGACCUCCGCUCUAGGAUAUCCGCCUGCGCCGCCGCGGCUGGCCGGCCGGAGGAGCCAGUGAAGCGGCUGGGCGCGGUGGGGGAUGGUGAGGAAGGCGAGGAUGAGGAGGAGCAGGAGGAGGAGGUAGAGAGCCUGGUCGGCAUCAGCGACGCGCUCGAGUCGCUCGAGCGGCAGCUCGCCGCCCUGCAGGACCUCCAGCACCAGCAAAGAUAUGAACGGGAAACCAUACUCAGCCAGAUUGACCGCAGUCGGAGAUCCCUGCUUAGCAAGCUCAAAGAAUACAAGGGGCGGGACUGUGAGGUAAUCCACGAGGCUGCUGCUUUUGCUGGCGAGAAAAUUGAGCAUGAUGAUAGCCUCAUCCUGCCUCCUUACUCAAACCAUGUCACCAAUUCCUUCGUGCUCGACGACCUGUACCCUCUGAGCUACGUCUCAAAGCCCAAGCGCUUGCAUAACGGAUUGGACUCUGACAGAGCAACUCAAGACGAUACAAGAACAAACGGGACAGAGAACAGAAACGCCGGCACACCGAACCGCGGUCUGCUAGGGGGGAUCGGGUCCUUCAUCGGGUGGAUGGCUAAAACGGCGGUAAUGGUGUCCGGCGCCGUGUCCAUCAUGAAGGCUGCUGGCUACGAGCGGGUGAUCGGGACUAACAGCAUCAAGCUGGACAUCGCGGGGCUGUUUGGUAAAGCGGCGACGGCGACGGGCAAAGAAGAGCAGGGCACUCGUCGCUGCCCUCCAGGUAAAGUGAUGGUGCUCGAGGACGGCAAGGCCCACUGCGUCGUGAAGGAGAGAGUGGAGGUCCCCUUCGGCACCGACCUGGCAUCCCCGGAUGCAAGCUACGGUCUGGGCUGAAACCGGGUGAAUGUGAAUAUUAGGAUGUAGCUCGCCCCCGAGAGGCGGUCUGUAGGAAUUGUGUGUGUGACUUGCUUUUUGUAAAAUGCGGUGACGUGGAUCAGUUUUUUCUUUUUCUUUUCGGGUUUGGUGCUGAACAUUGUGGUCAUCAAGAUGCUGAAGGUAUGUACCAUGUCAUGCUCAUGUUGGAAUCGCCCCUUUGUUGUUCAUAGAUAAGUGCAUUUGUGAUGUCAUUUCCAUGUGC